UGUAUGCAUGUGGAAAUAAGAGCAUGGUGUGCUGGCUCUGUCCUCGGGUCUGUGUGUGUGUGUGUGUGUGGCGGUUGUGUUGGGGUAUAUGUCUCAAGUGCUGUUGUGCAUGCCUCCCUCCUACAUGAGGUCAAUCCAGCCAUGUCACAUCCUGUAACUGUUCUCUCUGUGCUGCUUUAUAUUCUCUUUUACACAUACACACACACUUUUUUCGUUCUCUCCGCUUUUUUCACCCUUUGGUUAUUCUUAAAGGAAUAAAAUAAAAAUUCUAUUAUUAUUUACUCAUUCUCUUGUUGUUCCAAACCCAAAUUACAUUCUUUUUUCUGUGGAACACAAACAUGAAGCCUGUUUUCCAUGUUAUUUUCCAUGGAAUAACUAUGUAGAAAGUCUGAAGCUUUUAUGCAUCAUAAAUAAUGCAGAACCAUUAUAAAAGUUGUACUCUAUAUUCAAACCAUGUCAAACCAAAAAUUAAGUAAUUACUCGGUCUCCAUUUAUUGCAUUUUCUCAAGCAAAACAAAUGUUCUUAUUUUGUGCACCACUGAAGAAAGAAAGGUUUAUGGGCUUGGAGGCUUUGCUCAGCCCCAGAUGCCUCCGCUCCCUCUUGACGAGCGCAUAGUGGUUAUUCAGCGCCCCAAAAGUUUGGCCUUGCGCGUGGCCUCCCCACCAACCACAUCACAGUCUUCCUCCCACCGCCCAGCCACUCACAACGAGCCCCCACCCCGCUUACCACAACCCCAAGUCCCACCACCCCGUUCCUAUCUAGGUUCCAACUACUUGUCUCUGGAAUGCCAGCGCAGGCAGUCGUCCCAUGUUCAGAGAGAAAAAGGAGAACGAGGUGCUCCCUUUGAGGGCAGCGGCCACAAUGCUAGCCAUUGUCACAGCAAUGGGACUGUAACUUUAGGUCCCAGGCCUCACAAGCACACCCAUACCAUUGACAUUAAAGUGUCUUUAGACCAAGGUGGAAGAGGAGGAUCUUACAUAGACAAAGGCCGCAUCAGUAGUCUUACCCGAAGUGGAAGCAUCAAGGGGAACAGAACUAAACGGGUGUCCCUGCACUUGGAUCCAGGGCAAGGUGAAAGGAAAUGCAAAGGAAAGUCUUCCGAGUCAGUGGAGAAGCAGCAGAACCAUCAUCAGAGUCAAAACAGGACUCAGCACAGUAGCCAUCAUCCAAGCCAACUUACAGUCUCUCCUGGAGGGAUCUUGGAAUUUGUACCAGCCCAAAGACAGCAGUCAAAAUCCAAGCUUACUAGAGAUAGAGACUUGUCAUCAAAGUCUUGUUCUGCAACUACCAGCUACCCGUUGCACAGUGAGAAGGACGUAUCAUCUGUAGGAAACAAAGAAAACUCCAAACUGGGACCCGGCCACCAACUGCCCCACGCCCACAGCCUAUCCCGUCACCACAGUUCAGCCCCAUUACCCCAUGCUGCCAUCCUAAGCCCUCACUACCCUGCUGUUCCACCCUCACUCCCUUCCCAAGCCCCUUCCUCCUACCAGCACAUUAGUCAACCUCGUCCCUCACGCACUAGAGAUAAUCGGCCCCAAAUUCUUCGCGCUUUGCCUCUCUCCCCUACUUCCUCCCGAGGAGGCUUCCCCAGUCCUGACCACACAUGUACGAUUGACUUUUCCCACCCUUGUGGCUGUUGGAGGUUGGUGCGUUGUAGAAGAGGUAGAGGUCAUUCAACUGGCUACCACGGUCGUAGUACAAGCCCAUCCUCUUCUUUUUCCCACACCCAAGGAACAAGUGCUGCCAACGGAGGUGGUGGAACCAUGGGAUUGAAGACUUUAGGAGGGUGCCUGUCAACUGCUUCCACCACCAACACCUCCUCUUCCAACAGCACUGUGUCGGACUGUCGCACAGGGCUGCUCAGACCUUUAGGUUGUGCAUCCUGUUCUGGAGAAGCUGGAGGUUUUGAGAGCCCUGCGGCUUUCCGUAAGAAACUGGUUGGUGGUUGCUUACCCUGUUCUCCUCUGUCCUCAUCUGCACCUCUUCGAGCACUCCAGAGUUGCGUCAGUGGGUGCAAUCCCAAAGCAAGCCAAACUGGAAGCUCCACAUGCAGCUACUGUAGUAGUGACCCCAUUGUAGUGACCUUCAACCCACACAGAGGGAAUCCUCCCAACAUGGGCCGUAAUAUUGGAGCACAUACCAUGGGAGGAUACCAGCCCGAUGAUGACGAUUACAGUGUACGCACAAUCUGGCCAGAGGAGCUAGCAAAAAAGAUGACUCGCUCUAAAACCCAACCUAUCCACCACAAUGCAGGGAAUAGCAUGGGCUCAGGAAGGACCUGCAUGGGCCACAACCAGAAUAGUGGCAAUGGCGGAAAUCCUGUAAUCCUCGACUGCCGGAACCUUAUGGAGUUCACUCGUUCCCAGUUGACAGAUCAGGCAGGAAGGCGUAGGCUCCAGCAAGGGAAGAUGGCAGUUUUGGACUUUAUCGGAUCAGGGAAUAGUGGGGACCAGGGCAGGGAUUCCCUCAAGAGGCUAUGGAACAAAGGAGCAGAUGCUUGCAUGGGGGAUGGCAACGGGUUUGAUGACGAAGUGCUUCCACAAUCCCCGUCUCUGCGCUCUCCUUCUCCAGAUUCUCCUCCAUCCUUCUCUCCCCCACCUUCUGCUCCUAGCACACUUAUUAAGCCCAAACCCAAACAGAGGGAGAGGGAAGGUGGACACACCUUACCCUCUGCACAGUCGCUCCACUUGGUCCUCAACUCACUCAACAGAGAACAAGAUGAGGAAAAUGGACGAGUGCACCUUUCCCUCCCUCUUUCCUCCUCCCUCCCAGCGUCACUGUCUGAGGAGAGUGUGAUGACCCCAGAUGUGGAGAAUGCUGUGAUCAGCCCCAUCCUCCCUUUCCUUUUUCUGGGUAACGAGAGAGAUGCACAGGAUUUGGAUCUACUGCUUCGUCUCAAUAUUGGUUUUGUGGUCAAUGUCACAACCCAUCUUCCUCUCUACCACCUGGACACAGGCUUGGUGCGUUACAAAAGGCUCCCUGCUACUGACAACAGCAAGCAGAACCUGCGACAGUACUUUGAAGAGGUUUUUGAGUUUAUCGAGGAAGCGCACCAGUGUGGACGGGGCGUUCUUGUGCACUGCCAAGCAGGCGUGUCCCGCUCAGCGACUAUUGUCAUUGCUUACCUUAUGAAGCACACCCUUAUGACCAUGACUGAUGCCUAUAAGUAUGUGCGGGGUCGGCGACCAAUAGUCUCCCCCAACCUCAACUUCAUGGGCCAGCUGCUAGAGUUUGAGAGAGACCUCAACUCUGGGGUAACACCUCGCAUCCUCACCCCCAAACUGAGUGGCCUGGAAACACAAGUUUAAAAGGAUGGAGCAAGUAAGAAAAAAGAAAACAAGAGGGAAAAAGGAGAUAAUUAGGAAGAUGGAAUUAAUGGAGAGAAACGAAUGGAUAGAAAAUGUUGCGACAGUUGAGAUUAAGGAUUUUGACAGAGAGAGAGAGAGAAAGAGCGAGAGACAGAAAUAACCAGAAGAUGAAAGUAGUUUGAAAGAAACGGAGAGAAAAAAGAGUCUUUCGUCUGUUUUAAUUGAGGUACCUCUGCUCUUUUAAAUCUUUUUGUUUCAUAUAAAUAGCACUUACAUUACAAAUGGAUAUUUGCGCUACCCACCCUGAUACUCUGUUAAUAAUGUGCCAAGUUUUCAUUUAAAAUAACAACUCAUUUCACUUAAAGUAUUAUUAUAUUACUAUUAUUAAGUUUGGUUAAAUACAAACGUUAUAUAAGAUAACAAAUGCAAUCAAAGUACUCUCUGGCUGUCAAGCACAGAAAAAUAUUCAAUGUGUUGAGUUUCUCAGAACUGUGACGUGCAUCACAUUCGAGACCCAAGAGCUGUAGCAAACUUCAAACUCCUUUUCCACUGUGCAUAGAACUUUUCUAGACAGACUAUUUUUGAAUUGGGAGAUCGUUUGAAAGUGCUUUUUUUGGUUACUUUUGCGUUAGCUGCCAACUAUUUAUAAAUUUCUCCACUGACAUGAAGAUUCAUUUUGCCUUUGAAAUUUUUUCGAUACUGCUAUUUUUGUUACUUGAUUUACUUCUUGAAUCCUUCAUCUGAGUGUCUUUGUUUGGGAGGUGUGCAAUAGAGACUGAUGUUGAUGUGGAAGUGGAACUGAUUUAAUUUAUUUUUCGCUCUGACAUUGUUUUACUAAUGGACAUUUUUGAUUUUAUUGAACCAGCCACUACAAUGGCAGAUAACAUCCAAAAAUCAUAUUUUUUUCUAUUACUUGCUUAUGAUGUUGGACAGAGGGCAAUUUGUAUAGAGCACUGUGUCAUGAAAAAAAAAGCAAAAGUGCACAAUAGACUAUACAAUAGCUUUUUUUUUUUUUUACUCUGUCUUUUUUAUUCAACUGACUAGUUAUUUAACUUUGUGCAGGAAGUGCAAUGGUUAAAUUUACACAUUUAAUUUUAUUUUUGUGCUUUCUAUAUGUUUUAUUGCUGUCUUUUUUGUGCUGCAAAUGGUGUUUUGAAAUUAUGAGUAGAAAGAUCUUGUGAAAUCGAACGCAAAUCCUAUUUUACAUUUUUAAUAAGGAAUAUCUACACUGUUUAUUAUUGGGCAAAAUUACUAUGACUGGAUUGGGCCAAGUCAUCAUCAUAAAUCUCUCUCUUCAGUAUGGUUUGAAUUUGCAUUUCAGAAUUGCACAUCAAGGUGACAAGUAGAUAUUUUAGUUUCAGCAGGAAAGUACCACGACGAUAGUGUGCAGAUGUAGCUAAAACGUGAAGUGCUUUCUUUCAUUUGGUAUUUAGUUCAUGGCAUAAGAAAAAUGAACUACCCUUAUCAGCUUUAAUGCCUGCCCUAAUUUUAAACACCCUGCCUAUUUUGACCAUGAUCAGAUUUUAGUGCUCUCAGGACUGUAGGCAAACAAUCUGGUUUUGUGUUACGUACCACAAAGGAAACCAGAGCCCCUUCCUCCAUUUGAAUUCUUCCUUCAUUUUCCUACCUUCGUGUUCUCUUAGAGACUAUGCAUUAUUAUGGGAAUACAUUCUGUGAAAAAAGACUUCACUCAGUUCACUGUGAAACACAUUUUUCUUCCUGUAUACUGUCAAGUUCUCAGCCUUGGUCCUUGAAGCCUCUUCUCAUCAGUCUUGACAAGCGAGGAGUUUGUCUGUCAUCUCUGAGCUCUUGUCUGCCUCACUGAGCUAUUGGGCCUUCACACACCACUGCUGUGUCUCCAUUAAUUUUCUCUGCCCAGCAGCGCAUGACAAAGUAUACUAUUUUGCAUUUCAGCUCAAAUAUGCUCCAGUUCAAAACCUCCUACAGUACCUAGAGUAAAGGUGUCUUCUUAUAGGUACAAGACCACAGAAAUGCUCCCAUCUAAAGCCAGGUGCAUACUGUAUGAUUUAUAAUAGUCCUUUACGACUGUUGCUUGUCAACUUCUGACACUGCCAGAAUUUCAUCGUAGGUAAGAUUUGAUUGCAGUGGUCAUUGAUCGGCUGUUGGCGAGCAUGUCAAACUAUCGAUCAAAGACUUCAGAUUUUGGCCGAGGAAUCUUUUAGGAUUCACAAAAUUUGUCUCAAACAAUGACAAUCGUAGAGUGUGAACCUGGCUUAAAAUGGCUGCUAUUACCGACCGGUUCAGUGCCAUUGCUUUGUUAUUUUAAGGGUCAGCUGCUGCUUGUACUUGUCAUACCGUGACAUGCUGACUGUUUUAUUCUGUCUCUCUCUGCUGACAGUGUUUUUGUCUGACACUGUAGCUUGAUUAUGCCCAGAGGAAACGAUUAGGUAAGCAACACCUAAUAAAUAGGUCUCAGUGAGGUGACAGAGUGCUGAGAAAUCAGACAAAUCUUCAUCAGAAAAGCAGGAUUGGGCAAAAUUUGUAAUUCCCUUUAGUUCAUGAGUUUAAAUUUGAUUUGAAUUGACCACAUGCCACAGCAUACUGAAUUGAAAUGACAUGGAAUUCAAAGAAAUUUAACACAGUUACAUGCCCUGGUUGAACUUAAUAACUAGUGACUAUUUUUAUUGCUAAACAGAUCCAAUGGUAUCUGGCAUCAGGUACCUUCUUCCAUUAUAUCUUGUAACAGUUUGUUUACCAUUUCCAAAAACUGCCAGGACCCCCCCCCAAUCCCCGCAUGAGUACAUGUAUAUAGUGUAUUAUAAGCGAAAAAGUAACGCCAGGGAUGCCUUUUGGUACAAUAACCUGUCUUCCGAGUCAAUGUAGCACCUAUCAGUGGAAAGAAAAUUAAGCACUUGGAAGUCUUGUAAAUGUUUGUGUUUGUUUUUCUCUGUGUUAUAUCUGUUUGCGCAAAAGUGUGUGUGUGUGUGUGUGUGUGUGUGUGUGGGCACAAGAAGUGUGUUUGCUGUGUGCUAGACGUGUUGAGACAAGAGAGUAAUGUGGGUUAAACUUUCCUACCAUUUCUAUCAAGAAUCCCAACCUCAGGCCUGUUAAAUGUCCAUUGGCACAACUCAAGCUUCACUGUUAGCUUGCAUCUGUCAAUGCCAUGAGCCACUGCUGUAUGCCUUCUUUACCCUAGAUUUGCUCUUCCAGACAUUGGGGGAAAUUUUACCUCUUUGUACAUUCAAUCAUACCUGUCACUGUAGAAACAAAUACUUCAUAGGCCUACCAGAAUCACCUGGCAACACUGAAUGAAUAGCGCUGGACAUCAGACUCUGUGAAUUGCUGUUGGAAUCUCAGUGUAUGAAAGCUGAAUUUGUUUAUAAUAUGUGUGCAAAGCGUCAAAACUGGAUACUAUAUAUGACCAGUAUUUCCUGUGUUGAAUAAUCUUAUAUACACUAUAUGGUUUGCACAUAGAAAUGAACUAAAUGUAAAGUUUUGUGUAAAAUUUGUUUGGACAUGUUGUAAAUUUGUGAAUUGAUUCUUUCUGUGACUUUAUUCAUGUAUGUAAUGCUUGUUCUUUUUUUAAAUUAUUAUUAUUACUAUUGUUAUUAUUAUCUCAUUUUUGUGCCAAAUACUGAAAUGAAGGUUGGCUUUGAAGGUUGGCAUCUUAAUAUUGACAAAAAGAAGUGCCCUCUCUAGGAUAAAACAUGUUUGAACUGCUCAGUUAUCAGUGUCUUACCUUGUUCCCCGGCAAUAUGAUGUUGUCAUACUCUGUUACUGUAAAUUUACACUUAUACCUGCAGAUUUUCUUACCCACUAAACUGCUAAAUUGCUCAUUUAAGAAGUUAUAUUUUCCUAUGUUAAUUUUUGUUUGAUCAUGGCAAUUUUAUCAGUGACUCUUUGGAUAGAGGUUUAUAGCGAUCCCUCAAGGGUUGUACUUUGAUGUACUUUGAAUGCAUGUUGCUCCAAACUGACCUUCCAGUCUUCUCUCCCCUUCCUACUGACUCAGCCGUUCUCCCCCGUGAGAAAUCAGUGCCCACGCUGCUUCAGAGAGAAGACGGACACGUUAGCCUGUGUUGGGGUUUGACCAUAUACUUGUGUGUACUUCAGUUUUUAUCACUGACAAAUGAUGGGGCUUCAUCCUUUUUCCUGUUUAAAACUUUACUGUGAGAGACUGUGAUACUGUUGUGAAGCAAAAACGAUUAAAAGUGUUAGACUGAUCCUUGCCGGUAAUGACUAUGAGAAUAACGUACCUCUUUAAAAAAAAAAGAAAAAAAAAGAUCGGCUUGUUAUAAAAUUGUUCAUCGAUAUGAUGUUCUUGCAAAGCUGAAAUGAUUUGUCGAAAUAAAUUUUUUUUACAACAAAUUGGCAA
This is a messenger RNA of Ctenopharyngodon idella (grass carp), 7645 nucleotides long. RefSeq names its product dual specificity protein phosphatase 10. Gene Ontology annotation, biological process: negative regulation of JUN kinase activity; protein dephosphorylation. The transcript is spliced from 4 exons. Gene Ontology annotation, cellular component: cytoplasm; cytosol. Gene Ontology annotation, molecular function: protein tyrosine/threonine phosphatase activity; MAP kinase tyrosine/serine/threonine phosphatase activity. The record is from RefSeq and is a predicted model, not a curated record. Lineage: Eukaryota; Metazoa; Chordata; Actinopteri; Cypriniformes; Xenocyprididae. The coding region runs from base 454 to 3312 and encodes 952 amino acids.